CAUUCUCGAACGAUCGAAACCCUCGGAUUCAGAUUAAAAAAAAAAAAAAAUAGAGGAUGGCCACCAUGAUGGAGAUGGAUAUUCCACUGCGCAAGUCCAUCCCUCGUUUUCCUUUACGAAUUGUUCCUUUUCUUUCAUUUAGAUCUCCAAAUAUUAAUAGUUUGUAAUUCAUUUGUUUUUUUGCAGCAGCUUGCUAGGAAGCCAGAGCUAUUUCCCUGCGGAUGUAUGAUGCUUCAAGAGAGAAGAUAUCUAACCAGAAAGCCCCCAAGCAAAUCAAGGCAAUAAGCCAGAAAUUAUCUACAUUAGCUUUGGAAGAGGAGAAGCAAUCUGUUAGUAAACAUUUCAUGAAGAAGAAGAAGAAGGAGGAGAGGAGGAAGAAGAAGAAGAAGGAGAAGGUAUCACGUUGUGCUUGCUGUGCAUCGUAUAAAGGUAAGAUGAAGAAGGAGAUACAUAUAUGGGUAAAGGCCACAAAGAAAGAAUUACGUAGGUUGUACCCAGAGCUGGAAGGGCAGUGGAGGAGGCAACAAGAAGUGCGUAGGAAGAAUCAUCUUGAGAUGUUGGCUGCUUACAAAAAGCGGCAAGAAGAGGAAGAGAAAGAGAAAGAGAAAGAGGAAGAGGAAGACGAAGAGGAAGAGGAACUUGAGGAGGAGCAGGAAGAAGAAGAGAUAGAGGAAGAGGAACUGGAAGAGGGACCAGAAGAGAAACAGAAACGAAUUGAGAAAGAGAGAGAUGGAGCAACAGAAACAGAAAGAGGAGGAAUUUGCUGCUUUUUUGGCAAGCGAAAAGGAAAAGGCCACCAAGAGUUUAGUGCGUUUUUUGUCCGCUUAUCCAUCAAAAGGAACUUGCUGCUGAGAGUUUCUUGCGUAGUUUGUCCUCUUAUGCAGCAAGGGUAGGAUUAUGAAGGCCAAACCACGAGGGAAGCCAGUAGCCAACCGAUGAAGGAAUCUACAAUGGUUCUUUUCUAUUGAACCAGAGUAAGGAUGCGACCAACCUUUAAAUUUAAGUUAAACUAUGACUAGCUAGUCUGUGUGCCACUCAAUUGGUUUGUCUAGGAGCAUACUGCACUUAAAUUGCGGACCACACCUGAGGAGAGCGUUGAUGUCCUCUGUCAUGUUGUUGCUCAGAGAAGAGCCGUAGUUGCAGUACGUGAUGGUUUUUUUGCUCAAUAAGAGCACUAGAGAUGCUUAAUGCUUGAAGGAAUUCAAUACCCUACUUCGAGGCCAGCAAUUCUAUAUGAAGAGGGGAGGUGACAAACUCCUUCCUUAGUGAAAAGGCAGCACCAUUUCCAGCUCUUUAUAAGUGAGCGUCGUGAUGGGUGUUCCUUCGUUUUGAACUAAUUACCUCAACCCUUCCAAAUGUGCCUCAGAAUUACAAUUUGAUCAAACAUUUAAUUGACUGGAAUUACUGUUUUUUUUUUCUUUCCUUCCUGGGAAUCAAAUACUUUGACUACUUUUCUGCAAUUUUGUCUUGAAGACCUUGGCUAGCUUUCUUCCCUUUUUCUAGUUUCUUGGGGUCUUGAAUUCAAAGAAGGUUAAACUAAGAGAGCUUCGGGACAAGCUCUCAAAACAAGAAGCAGAUGGGAAACUGCCACAAGAAUAGGAAGAGAGCACAGACAAAACUGAAACUUACGUCAGUGAUUAUGAGAAUAGUGAGGUAGAAUCCUUGAAUGAUCCUCCCGCUACCUCCAAGGAUAUUCCAUCUAGUAGGUCUCAAGGUCGAAAGAGGGCAUUGGAAAAAUAGA
Messenger RNA from Rosa rugosa (rugosa rose), 1741 nucleotides. RefSeq lists its product as uncharacterized. The record is from RefSeq and is a predicted model, not a curated record. Lineage: Eukaryota; Viridiplantae; Streptophyta; Magnoliopsida; Rosales; Rosaceae. Bases 222 to 893 code for a protein of 223 amino acids. The transcript has 3 exons.